Messenger RNA from Mucor velutinosus, 1491 nucleotides. It is a transcript of the gene OCA1, whose product is annotated as tyrosine-protein phosphatase required for protection against superoxide stress (By similarity). The record is from RefSeq and is a predicted model, not a curated record. Lineage: Eukaryota; Fungi; Mucoromycota; Mucoromycetes; Mucorales; Mucoraceae. Gene Ontology annotation, cellular component: membrane. Bases 1 to 1491 code for a protein of 496 amino acids. The transcript is spliced from 3 exons.
AUGAUACCACGGCCAUCGUAUAGAUUUAGCUUGGCCUUGUCGUUCCUGGCUGCAUUGAUUGUCGCAAAUGUAUCUGGACCACAGUACAUUUAUCCAACAUUUGGAACUUCAUUGAAUGAUCGAUUCAAUUGGUCUGCUGUCCAAAACAGUUUUGUCAGCACGGCAUGCUUUGUAGGUGUGUCCUUUUCAGGACCACUUUGUGCUUGGAUGAUUGAGACUCUUAAAAUCAAAAAGACGCUCCAAGUCUCGGCCCUGUUGAUGUUCUUGGGUCCAUUUUUGGUCGCUCAAACUUAUGCCGGAAGACUACCUGAUAGUUUUAUAUUGUGCGCCUUCUAUCUCAUUUGCACCGGUAUCGCAGGUGCUGCUGCUUAUUUGUGUGCAUUGGAUUCUCAGAGCCAUAAUUUCAAGCAGCGUCGUGGUCUCAGUAUGGGCCUCACUACAGCUUCAGUGGGCACAUGUGGUGUAGUAUUCUCUCAGAUCAAUGACCUACUAUUUGGCAGUGAAAGAUAUGAAAAAGAUGCACCCACGUCAAACGACAGUACAUACAACUUUCUGAUCUUUAUUGCAUUUGUCAUGUCUGCUGGCAUUUUGUUUGGGUCCUUCUUUCUGGGCCCUGUGCAGGAUUUUAGUCGGCAGCAAGUUAUUUACCAACACAUUGAUGAAGAGCAUCAGCCUUUAGAGCAUGUCAAUUCCUUAGAACCCAGCUCCUCCGCUGCUAGUGUCAGAGAUAGUAUUGAAAGCGAUCCUCUGCUCGAGUCCAGUAACAAGCUCGAAGAAGAUUACCCUUCAGAAACUGUCAUCUCGGGCAUCAGAGUGCUUCAACAUCCCAUUGGCUUGGCAUUAUUCAGCACUUUGUUUGUCGUGCUGGGCAUUGGCUACAUCUACCUCGCCAACAUUGGACAAAUCUUGAACGCCAUCUCAGCUCCAGGAAACAGUGCUGAAUCCACACAACAUGCAAGAAACCUUCACAUUACUCUGUUCAGUCUAGGCAACUGUGGCUCUAGAGCAUUCUUUGGUGCAUUGAGCGAUGUGCUGCGAAACAAAUUUGGUAUUCAUCGCUUGUGGAUCUUUGUGUUUGCUUUGGUUUCCAUGCUCAUGACAUUGACGUGGCUUGUUUCUACUUCUACUGCAGCAAUGAAUCCUGAAAAGCUGAUUCCUUGCACUGUCAUUAUCUCAUCGGCUUAUGGUAUUGCAUUUGGUGUCGGGCCAGCAGUGACAACCGAAUUUGGCACAGAGGUAUUUGCUCGCAAUUGGGGCAUUUUCCUUUUCGCUCCCGCGUUUGGUAGUCAAAUCUUCAAUGUUUUGUUUGGCAUCUUGUAUGGCCAUCAAGCAGAGAAACAGAACAGCCAUGUUUGUUACGGCGCUGCUUGCUACAGAGGCACGUUUCGUAUAGGCAUCAUUUGUGGCAUCAUAGUGCUUGCUAUCUUGACUCUAGCAAUCUAUAAGGCAAGUCUUUAUAGACGUCGUAUACCCAGUGAUAAAAUCAUUUAG